UUGAGCGAUUUUGUACAUCGCAGCUGUAUCUGAGUCGUUCAACACAGCAGCUGGUUGAAGUACGCAAUGGAUACUCAUGUGUUCCCGUAGCACUAUCUGAAGGUCUUGAUAUUCGUUUAAAUACGGCUGCCAGGGCGAUAAGAUAUGGUGCUAAUGGCGUUGAAGUUUGGGCAGCGCCCUCGAGAAGUCCACAUACAGCUCAUACUGUCUACAAAGCUGAUGCUGUACUUGUAACUCUUCCUUUGGGAGUGUUAAAGGCAUCCGCACCACCAUCGGCGGUUGCGUUCAAUCCGCCACUUCCUGAUUGGAAGGCCCAGGCUAUUCAGAGACUCGGUUUUGGAAACUUGAAUAAGGUUGUGCUUUGCUUCGAACGUAUAUUUUGGGAUCCAACUGCGAAUUUGUUCGGUCAUGUUGGCAGUACCACUGCUUCCCGCGGAGAACUCUUCUUGUUUUGGAAUUUAUACAAAGCACCGGUACUUUUGGCUCUGGUAGCAGGAGAAGCUGCCUGUGUUAUGGAAAAUGUCAGCGAUGAUGUCAUAGUAGGAAGGUGCAUUGCAGUUCUAAAGGGCAUUUUCGGAAAUCAAGUAGUACCACAGCCACGGGAGAGUGUUGUAAGCAGAUGGCGAGCUGAUCCCUGGGCCCGAGGUUCUUACAGUUUCGUAGCGGUUGGCAGUUCCGGAAGUGAUUACGACCUUUUAGCGGCUCCGGUAACACCACCACCUCCACCAAAUCAACCCCCAGGUGCACCACCACCGCAACCCCGACUAUUCUUUGCAGGAGAGCAUACCAUACGAAAUUAUCCUGCUACAGUUCAUGGAGCUUUCCUCAGUGGUCUACGGGAAGGUGGCCGAAUUGCGGAUCAGCUUUGCGGAAGUCCAUAUGCCCCUCCAAGUAAUCCAAUUCCCGUUCCGCCGCCCACUGGUAUUCCCACCACAACUGCAACUUCUGGCUCAACUACUUAACGACCACGUUCUCGUGAUCAUUUCAUUAUUUGCACGUAGUGCUCCGAUACUUAUUAUUCUUACUUUCUUUUUCCUUUUUAUGAAAUGUUAUCAAAGGUGGUUCUAUCCUUUAAACAGAAAUCAUUCUAAUAGCUGAUCGUCGAUUUUUAUUGACUUUUCAAUUUUUAACCGAUAACAAACUUUAAAUUCUUACUUUUCUAUUGACCCGAAUGAGAUUUUACACAAAUGUCAGAAACCUUAGACUAAUCGAUAUAAGACAUAAUAUAGCUUUCCGAGAUUUAACUGCUUUGAGAUUUUUUUCAGAAUUAGUUACUACAUUAUGAUAUUUUGCUCAUUGUCUGCAAAUAUUUUCGGUGUCUAUAUUGAAAAUGGCACCUCUUUUAAUAUUGCUUGCUUGCUAGCAUUUAGUGGUAAUACGUUGUGCUUGAAUAAUAAACAAUAUGAUUCUUUA
Cephus cinctus (wheat stem sawfly) is the source of this 1413-nucleotide messenger RNA. Its product is annotated as lysine-specific histone demethylase 1A. NCBI's taxonomy places the organism in Eukaryota, Metazoa, Arthropoda, Insecta, Hymenoptera, Cephidae. Gene Ontology annotation, molecular function: oxidoreductase activity. The transcript is spliced from 5 exons. The record is from RefSeq and is a predicted model, not a curated record. The annotation marks the transcript as partial.